AUCUCUAGAUGUAGGUGUGCAGACAUUUCUACCUUUACUGUCAUACGACCAUCACGUUUUCAUCAUGGAAGAACCUUAUGUGGCGUGCGCUGGUUCAGAUGCUUCGUCCACGCUAAAGCAGAAGAGAUUAGAACAGCUUAUUGGAGAUAUCUGGGCCUUUUUGGAAGAAUAUUUGACACUGCUGAACACACAUGGAGCAGAGUUCAUAUCUGCUGGACACUGGGAAAAAUUGGUGCCUGUAUCUGUCAGGCCAGUUUUGUUGUCCUUAUCUGAUGAAGAGCUUUGUGAUCUUCCAUUGGGAAAGGCUGAAUUUAAAAAUUGUACAACAUCAAAUGAGGAAUUCAAGACAGGAGUGCAAUGGCUGAAGAGUUUUAUCCAAGCUGCUCUACAGUUUCAUAUGGAAAAUACCAACACACUUCAGUCCAUAGACACUGUGCUAGGAGAAGGGAAAGUGUUGAGUGAAGGUCGUGAAGUUGUCUCAGAGGCCAUGUGCCAGAAAAAGGUCCAUGAGGUUGGCCUCAUGUCAGAGGUUGUUGUUGCUAUGUGUAGCGCCUGUUCUGCUGAUUUGGUUAUUGACAUUGGCAGUGGCAAAGGUUACUUGAGUUGUGAGUUGGCAAGACAACAUCAUAUGCCAGUGCUAGGGCUGGACUCAAGGGAAGGGAACACGCACAGUGCAGCCAGCCGUGACAGUCGACUGAGCAAGAGGUGGGCCGGUCUCACCCGCAGGCAGCAGAGGCAACAAGAGAUGAAAAAAAAGAGCAGCCAGAAUUCCUCAAGUGGUACCCAAAAGACUCUCUGUGAAAAGGAAAGACCUUCAAAUUGUGAUUCUUCUGUUUCAAAGUUAGUUCAUAAUAGUCGAGGCAAUACAGAUGAUGUAAAGCCCAAAAGCACCACCCUUGAAAGAGGACAGAGCCCAUCAAGUGGUGGCUCUUCUGGAGUAUGUGAUCAUCCCUUGACUCAGGACAUUGAGGAACAGAUCAAAAUGUGUACUCUUAAUCAGAAGGAAAAGAAUGUAUCGGAGUCCACUGUGGAUUCAUCAGAUAAUGACAUUAAACGUCAUGGUAACAGAAACAAUAAAGUGGAUGCUGAGACUACCUGCUUUAGCCCUGUACUGGACUCCGAUGGACUGGGAGAUGGGGAAGCGCCAUCUUCUGUUCCUGAAGUUGUGCAACAGAAUGGAAGUGGGCCAUCCUCUUCAAAUAAAGGACUCUAUGUUCCAGUCACAAUGUAUGUUCAACCUGACAUGAAUGUUCGUAAUAUCCUUGCUAGUACUGCUGCACAUCUGUGCAGAGAUCGACCCGUUUCAGACGCCCGGCUUCUUGUUGCAGGUCUUCAUACAUGUGGUAGCCUAGCAGUGACCAGCCUACAGUUGUUUAUACAAGACCCAGGAGCUGUGGGUUUGUGCUCUGUGGGAUGCUGUUAUCACCUCAUGGAGGAAGGUUUUAGCCAAGAUACAUGUGGUGAUGUCGACUCGCACUUUCCACUCAGCCAAUAUGCCAAGAGGAAACAAAUACAUUUGGGUCGUAAUGCAAGGAAUGUAGCUUCUCAAGCUGUUCAUCGUAUCCACGCUUCUCGGCAGCUUCAAGGAGGAGACUUUUUCUGGCGGGCUUUGCUCGAAGUUUUAAUACAUGAUCUGGAGCUGUCUGUGCCUGAGAGGAUUGUGGGGAUGAGGGGCCUCGUCAAACGCAGCAAAUGUUUUUAUGAAUACGCUGUGGCUGCCUUCAAGAAACUGGGUCUGCCAUCAGAGAAGCUUCUUCAGGGUGAUGUUGAGGCUUUAGAGCAUUGCUGUGCUGGAGAUCAACUUAAGAUGACGACUUUCUUCCAGUUGAAACUGGCGCUGGCCCCAGUGGUAGAGACGUUGAUUCUGGCUGACAGAUACCUGUAUUUAUUGGAACAGGACUGCGUUGCGGAUGCACAUCUCGUGCAGCUGUUUGACCCAGUUACUUCCCCUAGAUGCUGUGCACUGAUUGCCAGAAAAAAAUCCUUGUGAUGUGGAACAAAGGAAAAGACAGUGCACUAGUUUGAUGUUGAAAUGUGAAAUUGACAUGAUGUUUAUGAUAUGAGAGUGCAUGUUUAUUACUGAAGAAUACUUGAAGUUAAAAUGUUAAUAAUUAAAUGUUUAUUUUGCAAAACUUCACUUGAAUUUCUUGAGGUAAAUUUGAGAAAGAAAUGAUGGUAUAGUCUUGCACGGAUACCUCAAACAUGUCGAGGAUUGAGGAAAUGUUUGAUACAUCCAUAAUUCGAGUCAGCUGAUAAUUUAAAAUUACAGAGAUACAAGUAUGAGUCGGGGGAUUAUGGAUAUUGUACGAGGUAUCCUUGAUUUCAAGUUUUCCGUGUUCAUUUUAUCUGUGCCUGAAUGUACUCCUAUUGAGAAUGGUGUCUGCUUCCUCAUUGAAAAAUAGUAAAUAAAUAGGACCUGGAAUCUACAGUAAAACCUGCCCUGACGACCAUCUAUAAGACGACCACCUGAAUAAACGGCCACUUUCCA
Aplysia californica (California sea hare) is the source of this 2488-nucleotide messenger RNA. RefSeq names its product methyltransferase-like protein 25. The transcript is spliced from 10 exons. The coding region runs from base 65 to 1990 and encodes 641 amino acids. The record is from RefSeq and is a predicted model, not a curated record. NCBI's taxonomy places the organism in Eukaryota, Metazoa, Mollusca, Gastropoda, Aplysiida, Aplysiidae.